This is a messenger RNA of Rotaria sordida, 816 nucleotides long. The record is from the annotation of a GenBank genome assembly. Lineage: Eukaryota; Metazoa; Rotifera; Eurotatoria; Philodinida; Philodinidae.
AUGAACAAUCGACCUGUCAUUGAGCGUGAUUAUGAACACAAAUUUAGUGCUUCAGCAUUUGUCAACUAUUACUAUUCUGUUAACAAUACAAAUCCACCAUCAAUCUACUUUGAAUUUUUUUCAUCGACAGUCUUAAAAAUAUUGCAAAAAUAUCGCUAUAAGUUCAGUCAACGUAACGAUCAUAGUAAAGUCUUGGAAUUUGGUGGUGGUCCCAAUCUAUGGCCAUCAUUUCUUUUGGCUCAAUAUUUUGAUGAAAUAUGGUUUUGUGAUUAUACGCCAGCUAAUUUGCAAGCUGUUCGAGAUUGGAUCAAUCAUGCUCCAAGUGCACACAACUGGACACUCUAUUUCACGGCCAUAUGUCCAAAAGAUGUUGAUGAAAAACAAUGGGAAAAUAAACUUCGUUUAGCUGUCAGCAAAGAUCGGAUAUUUCGAUGUGAUGUUAAUGAUCCUGAUACACUAAUACAAUGGAAAGAACAGCAACAACCACCGCUAUUUGAUAUUAUAUUUAGUAGCCUUACAUUCGAAGCUGCAUGCCUUUCGAUCGAUCAUUUUAUUCAAACAAUUAAACGUUUAUGGAAUAUGUUAAGGCCGGGUGGUAUGAUGUUAGUAUGUUCUACUAAAAAUGAAACAAAUUAUAUGGUUGGCAAUGAAAUAUUUCCCUGUAUACAGCUUAAUGAAGAAAAUGUUACAGAAGCAUUUCUCAGCAAUGAUUUACCAAAACCAGAAAUUAUUGUGGAACAUAAUAUAGCAAGCGAAAUCAUAUGCAAAGGAAGUCAGCUUAAUGGAUUAAUGGUUUAUUAUGUUUUCAAGCAGUAG